Molecule: messenger RNA, 939 nt
Organism: Letharia lupina
Lineage: Eukaryota; Fungi; Ascomycota; Lecanoromycetes; Lecanorales; Parmeliaceae
Exons: 1
Coding region: 1-939 (312 amino acids)
Molecular function (GO): protein binding
Source: RefSeq, a predicted model, not a curated record
AUGUCUCCCUUCAAGGCGCCUACUUGGAAUGAGGCGGUCAAGCAGAGACUCAAGGAAAAGAAGGAUGAGGAGGAAUUGGCAGCAAAAAUGAAGGAGCACGAUUACUCGGAAUGCUACUGUCAUGCUCUGAAGAAACCUCCUUGGGGCGGUUACUCCAUUGAGGAACAGAUUUUAUAUGAGAUCAAGCAGCGCAGAAGAAGGGGCGGCCAAGGGAAGCGUCAAGCUACUGGAACUUCUUCUUACAAGUAUCUCAAGAAAGAUCAAGCGGCCAUUCUUGAAGAAGCAGCGGGCAAAGGAACCCUCCAGACUACGAAGUCAGUUCAAAUGUUUCUGCUUCCAAACUCAGGACUAAUAUCUAGAAGCUCCGAGCAGGAGCUUUUCAGUGAGCUAAUUGCCGCUCAGCUAGGACAUGUCAGCAUAUCUAAAGUGGAUAAAGCUCAUACACCGUCAGUCGUUGCUAUAACACAUCACUCAGUACUAACGUCUUCCAGAUCAACGCGCCUAGAAGAUCUUCCCAACGAGGUUCUCUGCAAGAUCAUCAGCAAUCUCGACCCCCCAGAGCUCGGCACCCUCUCGGAAGCUUCCAGAUGCCUCACCAUCGUGAUCGGCCCCGUACCAUGUGGCGAUGCUUUCGUGUGGGCAAGACACCGCUGUCUCAUCCACGGACACACGAGACAUGCUUCCCUCUGUGGAGAUUGCAUUGCUGCUCUCAUCGCAAGAAACAAGUAUGAUGUCCCCAUGAUUCUAUGUAAAAUCAAAGGCUUACUGCCCGUAGUCGCAGCAUUUGCAAGCAGAGUCAUGCGUCUUGGGUCAGUGCUUGGCACUCUUCGUAGGGAAAUGGGCCAACGUUUGCUGAGAUUUGAUCAGGGCAAUACCCGCCAGGUACGGGUUACGGUGGAUGUGAGAGCUAGAUAUGGAGAGGUUGUGGUGCCUUACUAG